GGUGAGUGUCCUUCCCGGGGCCGCGGCGGCGGAGGGUCCCCCGGGCCUUUCCCACGACCGCUGGGCUUCCGGGCGCGCGAGCCUGACACCUCCCCCCACCCCCCCGCGGUGACUGGGGAGCUGCUUCUCCCGCCCCCCAGGUCCUAUGUUCCUACUCCCUCCUCCCCCACCACCUGCCGCCCGGCCUGUCUCGCUGCCCCGCGGCUCCUGGGAGUCUCCGGGGAACCCCGUGCCGGGGCAGGCACAGGAGGAGGGGCCGGGCCCCUGAGUUCCUGAGCGCUGCGGGGACCCGGCCCCUCCCGCGGGCCCCCCUAGCUGCCGGCCUGGUCUGGCGGCCUCGCGGGGUCGGCAGCUCGCAGCGCGAAUGUCUGGGACAGGGCCGCCCGGUGCGAGCGGGGCUGGCGUGUCCCCGGUCCUUGCUGGAGCCCGUGAGGUCCGGCGGGGGCGGAGAGGAAACCCAAAGGCGGGCGCACCCUGCCAGGAAGCGGCGGCGGUUUGACAGCUCAGCCUCGUGGGCAAAUCCCGUCCUGUACUUUGACUCUGAGCUUCCUCCCUGUGUGCAAAGUAUUCUAUUGAACAGCAAUUACAAUGGGAGAUACUGCAAAACCUUGCUUUGCCAAAAGAAAAAAGGAGUGGGGAGUUUUAGAUGAGGAGGAAUUGAAGAGGAGCCCUUUACAACAGGACUGCCACGCCAUGGAUGCUUACGGACCUGGCAAAAAAAUAGAUAUAGGCUUUCCGAAGAAAAAAGGAACACAAGCUCACUGUGGAAACAGUCCCAGAAAAGGACCACAUUGUAUUCUGAGUAGCUCAAAUUCUUUUAAAAACAUGGGUCAUAACCAAGGGGUAAGGAUAAAUGAUACCCAAAAAGACCAAAUUAAGAAAUGGAUAUCCGAUGACCAUCGUGGCAAUUCAGACAGCUGGAGAGAGUACAAAUCUACAGUUCGGAUUCCUGUGCUUAACAGGACAAGAAAAGACUCUUUUCAUGAGGUUGAAGGUGCAGGAAGCAGAAAUGUAAGAAGACCGCUUCAGAAAGACUUAAAUGAAGAAAUGUCAGACACACAGAAAGGAAACUCUGAAAUGAAGAAACAUAGGAAACCAAGGAGAUCAAGAAGGACAGGAAAAGAGGAGUAUGAUCAAGAUGACGAUGUGGAAAGCCCGGUUAUAGAUGAGUCGAUGCUGUCAGUGAAGGAACUACUAGGGUUGCAGCAGGCUGAAGAGCGAUUAAAGAGAGACUGCAUUUACAGACUAAAGAAGCGUCCUCGAAACUACCCCACAGCCAAGUAUACCUGCAAAUUAUGUGAUGCUUUGAUUGAGUCAGUGACAUUUGCUCAUAAGCACAUUAAAGAGAAGAAGCACAAGAAAAACAUAAAGGAAAAGCAAGAAGAACAACUGCUGACUACCCUGCCUCCACCAACACCUUCCCAGAUACAAGCUAUUGGUGUUGCCGUUGAAAACGUAGUGCAAGAGUUUGGCUUAAAUAAUGAGGAUUUGGAACAAAGACUCAAAAUUAAAACAGCGAUGGAAGAUUUAUUGCACCCAAAAUUGCCAGAUUGCUCGCUAAGGCUGUACGGCUCCUCCUGUAGCAGAUUUGGUUUCAGAACAUCUGACAUAAACAUUGAUGUCCAGUUUCCAGCCAAUAUGGCUCAACCAGAUGUUCUCUUACUUGUACAAGAAAGUCUGAAGAAUAGUGAAUCUUUUAUUGAUGUUGAUGCAGAUUUCCAUGCUAGAGUACCAGUGGUGGUGUGCAGAGAAAAGCAAAGUGGCCUUGUUUGUAAAGUAAGCGCAGGGAAUGAAAAUGCUUGUCUGACGACAAACCAUUUGGCUACUCUUGGAAAACUAGAACCAACUCUUGUACCUCUAGUGAUUGCCUUCAGGUACUGGGCGAAGCUGUGUUGUGCUGAUCGUCCUGAAGAAGGAGGUUUGCCAUCUUACGUGUUUGCUUUAAUGGUCAUUUUCUUUCUACAACAGAGGAAAGAGCCAUUUCUGCCUGUUUAUUUGGGAUUGUGGAUUGGAGGAUUCUCCUUAAACAAAUUAGUAAACUUCAACCUUAAAGAUGUUGAGAAUGAUAUCGUGGUCUGGGAGUAUAAUCCUGCUGUUGAUGAUGCUGAUUCUGCAAAAGAAGCUUCUCCUAAAAGGGGCAAGGUUCCCUUAGUGUUUGAUUCAGGACACCAGUGUUCAGCACCAGUUGGGCAGCUUUGGGUAGAACUGCUUCGCUUCUAUGCCUUGGAGUUUAAUUUGGCUGAUCUGGUCAUCAGCAUACGACUCAAAGAACCAGUGUCUCGUGAAUCAAAGGACUGGCCUAAAAAGCGCAUGGCUGUGGAAGACCCUUACUCAGUAAAGAGGAAUGUGGCAAGAACUCUGAACAGUCAGCUAGUCUAUGAAUAUAUUCUUCACUGCUUAAGGGCAACUUACAAAUAUUUUGCCUUGCCCCACAAAAAACCUACAAAAUCCAGCCCCAAAAAGCCUUUGAAUGUCAAUGAGGAGACAUCACAAAGAUUAGAACCUGAAAAGGAUGCCAUAAAGCAUGAUGCCACCGAUACGCAAAACGUAGCUGACCAAAUGGGGGAAGUGGUAGCAGCUGAUUGUAUUAAUAUUAUUGACAGAAGUAUAGACAUGCCUCAGGCAUGUACAGUUGAUCCUUCAAAGGUGUUUGUCUCUGAAAGCGUGACCAAAGAAGAAUUGGCAGAUGAUAUAGGACAUUUGGGAAUUGCUCAGGAAGAUUCAGACUUUGUAAUUGAAGAGAUGAUUUCUGGUGAUAAUGAGAACUUUAAACCAAGCUGUGUAGAGACAGAAAGUGGAAAUGAGGAGGAGGAGGAGGAAGAGGAAGAACAUGACCAAGAUGAGAAAUGGCAGAAAAAUGUGAUAGUUAUUGAUCAAGGCUUGGAUGACUACAGUGAAAAUGGAGAUCUCCCUAUUCCAGCAAGUGAGCAUGAUAUUGAAACAUACAGUAUUUCGGACUCUGAAGGUGUUCAGAGCACUGUAGUCAGAGAGAGUGAUGAGUUUGGUUUAGAGUGCAAUGUAAUACUCGACGAUAAGGCUGACAUGGAUGAGGAGAGCACAGAGGGGACUGAUGAACUGGAUGAUUCCCUGAACAAACGUGCACCUUCGUUAUCUGAAAUGAAUAACUCAGAUGAGGAAGGAGAGGAAGAGGAGGGAGAACAGAGUUUUCUCCUAAACCAAAGAGAAUGUGGUGGUAUUGUGACUGGACAAGAUGAUGAGCUGGACAAUACUUACACUGCAUCUGGGGAUGAAGAUGCACUGUCUGAGGAAGAAUUGUCCGUCUCUGUUAAAUAUGAAGAGACAGAGCUGGGAAAACAUGUAGCUAAAUCUCUAAGGGUAGAUUUGAAUGAAGAGGAUUUUAUAGAGAAAGGAAGCCUUUGUGAAGAGGGCAUACUAAUAGGACAAUUUAUGGAAUCUGAGCUCUUUUAUGAAUUUAAUAAACCCGCUUUCACAAAGGGCAAGUCUCCUAUGGUUGUAUGUAGCUUGUGCAGACGAGAAGGUCACCUAAAGAGGGAUUGUCCAGAAGACUUCAAAAAAAUUGAGCUAGACCCUUUGCCAGCGUUGACACCCAAGUUUUCAAAUAUUUUAGAUCAAGUUUGCAUCCAGUGUUACAAGGAUUUUGCUCCAAAUAUUAUAGAGGAUCAGGCUCGUCAACAUAUACGGCAAAAUCUGGAAAGCUUCAUCAGACAGGAGUUUCCAGGAACCAGGUUGAACUUGUUUGGCUCAUCAAAAAAUGGCUUUGGCUUCAAACAAAGUGACCUUGAUAUCUGUAUGACAAUUGAUGGACUGGAAACUUCUGAGGGACUUGAUUGCAUAAGAAUCAUUGAAGAAUUAGCAAGAGUGCUUAAGAAACAUUCAGGUCUAAGAAAUGUCUUGCCAAUAACAACUGCUAAAGUGCCAAUUGUCAAGUUCUUCCAUGUGAGAAGCAGUCUUGAAGUAGACAUCAGUUUAUAUAAUACACUGGCCCUGCAUAACACAAGACUCUUGUCCUCUUAUGCAGCCAUUGAUUCCAGAGUGAAAUAUCUGUGUUACACAAUGAAAGUCUUUACAAAGAUGUGUGACAUUGGAGAUGCAUCUAGAGGUAGCCUGUCCUCCUAUGCAUAUACUCUUAUGGUGCUUUAUUUUCUUCAGCAGCGAAACCCACCAGUCAUUCCUGUUCUCCAAGAGAUCUACAAGGAGCCAAAGAAGCCUGAAAUUUUAGUUGAUGGUUGGAAUGUUUAUUUCUUUGACAAAAUAGAUGAGUUGCCAGCCUGUUGGCCAGACUAUGGUUCAAACACUGAAUCUGUUGGGGAGCUAUGGCUGGGACUUCUCCGCUUCUACACGGAAGAAUUUGAUUUCAAAGAACAUGUUAUCUGCAUCAGAAGAAAAAAUCUGCUUACAACUUUCAAGAAGCAGUGGACCUCCAAAUAUAUUGUUAUUGAAGAUCCCUUUGAUUUGAACCACAAUCUUGGAGCUGGCUUAUCAAGAAAAAUGACAAAUUUUAUAAUGAAGGCUUUUAUCAAUGGCAGAAGGGUAUUUGGUACCCCAAUAAAAGGAUUUCCUAAAGAAUAUCCCUCAAAAAUGGAAUACUUCUUUGACCCAGAAGUCCUGACAGAAGGAGAACUGGCCCCAAAUGACAGAUGCUGCAGAAUUUGUGGUAAAAUUGGACACUUCAUGAAAGACUGUCCCAUGAGGAGAAAGUUGAGACGACGACAUGAUCAUGAAGAUAUUAAAAACCAAAGGUACAUCGAGAACAACGAGAAAAGCAGCAAAGAGGAAAAAGAUACCUCAAUGAAGGAAGGAACGAUAUUAUGUACACCUCAGAAAAACAAACUAGGGAGAGCAACACUGGACACAGGAAGAGAGAAGGCUUCCAGGCAGUCAGCAGAGAAGUGGAAGCGGCAGGAGGACAGGGACUUAAGAGAAAAACGUUGUUUUAACUGUGGGAGAGAAGGCCACAUUAAAAAAGAGUGCCCACAGUAUAAAGGAGCUGCAGGUGGAUCAAAGUCAGAAGGUUCAUGUGGAUCCCCUUCUUCACCCAGUGCUGUUAAACAUGCUGGUAGAGUAAAUCAGGGAAUACUUUUACAUGAGGAGAAGAGGAAACAAAAAGGAAAAGUAUUCCUGAGUCCCCAAACAGGCAGCCUUGCCAAUAAAUACAUGGCUCAGGGAAAAGCCUCACAGAAGAGGACCCACCAAGAAUCAUGAGGGGACUGAAGAACUCUGAAAUUGCAAUACAGGCCAUCCAAUCACUUCAAAAAUUAGGUUCAUUUUGGCUAAAGCUUCUGGGCUCACAAGACAGCAGCACAAAACAAUCUUCAAUUUGAGUUUAAAGAAAACAUGGUAUUUUAUUUUAAUUAGAUUGCUAAAAGUCCAAGACAAUGGAUUUUAAUGCAGUGUUCCUACUAUGGACUCCUGCUCUUAAUAGAUUAUUUGAACAUUUUAAUAGAAAGCCAUGAUCUUUGUAUUUGUUUUAGGUAAAACAUGUAGAUAAGAGCAGGUGCUCAUUUUCAAGAUUUUAACAUUCAAAGUGCACCAAAAUUGCGUGCAAGCCAAAUAUUUUAUUUUUCUUCAAAAAUUGACUUUUUUGAAGGAGGAAAUGCUAUUUAUUAAUGUUAAUUGUUUACUGAAUCCUUGUGUAAAGUGUUUAAAAUGUUUGUGGACUACUACUGAUGUAUUUGCAAACAUUUUAUCUGCAGAGAAUUGAAAACAAACAUUAGUAAACUUUUUUGUGAAACUGCUGUGGACACACUGCCACUGAGUUGUUUUUUUCCCUUUUUGAUUUUAUGAGUUAAUAUGCUGCUGUGCUUGUGUACAGAAAGACUGAGAAGCAGGUUAGUCCUGUUUGAUGCUGCUAAGAAUCUUUUCCAGGGCCUAUAAAACGCAACAGACAAUUGCUAAAAGGCAAAAAAAAAGUGAUAAUCAGCCAUGGGGGAUGGAGGUUAAAUGCUUUUCACUUUUCCUAAAAAGUGAAGAGGAUCCAACUGCCAGUCAACGAUUUAAUUAGUGUUGUCAUCUUAAAAUUUACUUGAAGUCCUUUUGGAGCUGGUACUAUACCUUCAUACCCUGUUCUCGGGGGGGCAGGAAUCCAUACAUGGUAAAAAUGAAACCACUGUUAUUUAUGACUUUGAAAUAAAAACUUAAAACUUGAAA
Chelonia mydas (Green sea turtle) is the source of this 6129-nucleotide messenger RNA. It is a transcript of the gene TUT7, whose product is annotated as terminal uridylyl transferase 7. The transcript has 29 exons. Bases 589 to 5184 code for a protein of 1531 amino acids. The record is from RefSeq and is a predicted model, not a curated record. NCBI's taxonomy places the organism in Eukaryota, Metazoa, Chordata, Testudines, Cheloniidae. Gene Ontology annotation, molecular function: zinc ion binding; nucleic acid binding; RNA uridylyltransferase activity.